GGUCCGCGUCUGAAGAGUCUGGAAUAUGCGAUGUUUUUCUCACUGGAUUAUCAAUACUGUUCAUCAUAGUUACUUUCCCGAUUUCUAUUUUUAUGUGCUUCAAAAUUGUUCAAGAAUAUGAACGUGCUGUGGUAUUUCGGUUAGGUCGUCUUUCGAAAGGCGGAGCCAGAGGACCUGGUUUGUUUUUCAUUAUACCGUGCACUGAUAAUUAUUGCAAAGUGGAUUUGAGAACGGUGUCUUUCAAUGUACCCCCGCAAGAAGUGCUCAGCAAAGAUUCCGUAACCGUGUCUGUGGAUGCGGUGGUGUAUUAUCGCAUCAGUAACGCUACCAUUGCCGUGUCCAAUGUGGUGAACUAUGAUUCGUCUACGCAGCUCCUGGCUGCAACCACCUUGAGGACUGUUCUGGGCACUAAGAGCUUAUCUGAAAUUUUAUCUGAAAGGGAACAUAUCAGCCAUGUUAUGCAGGCUAGUCUUGAUGAAGCAACAGCACCUUGGGGCGUGAAAGUCGAAAGAGUGGAAAUAAAGGACGUCAGACUGCCCCAGCAGAUGCAGCGAGCCAUGGCUGCUGAAGCCGAAGCUGCCCGGGAAGCUAGAGCUAAGGUGAUUGCUGCAGAAGGCGAACAGAAAGCGUCCAGAGCCUUGAAAGAAGCUGCUGACGUCAUUGCCGAGUCUUCUGGAGCCAUGCAACUGCGCUACUUGCAGACGCUGACGACGAUUGCUGCAGAGAAGAAUUCCACCGUCGUAUUCCCGCUGCCCAUGGACAUUCUCAGAGGAAUGGGAAUGAAGUCGACAUGAGUACCCCCCCCCCCCUGUUGGAGACUAAAUAAUCUAAGGUUGGAGAUGCCAGAAACUGUGAUUGAUAUUUUUUAGAAAUGUUCUGUUCUUUAGCAUCACCGUAAAUAUUAACUGCGUAAACUUCGAUGGAGUUGAGAAGAUUAUUCGAAGAAGAUUGAAAACUACGACCAAGGGAAUUGUUUCCCCCUCCAUUAAACGCAAAAGCGCGUGAUUAAUGUUUUUCUAAAGACAUAUCGGUUGCUUCACUUAGCAAGACUGAUAACUAAAUUUCAAUACAAUCUGACCUUGUUAGGAGGAAUUUGAAACAUAAGAUUUAAAAGCAUUUGCUAUUAAAUUGAUAACAGUUUUUACUUUUGAUUGUUUUUAAACAGUAAUAGGUCAUUUAAAAUGGUGAGAAUUCUCGUUGAGUAGAUUUAAUAUUUUUAAUAAUUAAAGCUAAUGAAUAGAUCAAAUCAUCUCCAAUCAGUUCAUAAAUAAUUAUUUCUUCCCGAAAUAAAUCUUUUACUGCAUGAAUAACUUACUCGUUUGACAAGAGCUCAUUAAUUUUUAUUUAUUUAUUUAUUUAUUUAUUUAUUUGUAAAAGUUGCGUACGAUCGGCUAUUUUAGUUGAUUAAAUUUCUUGCCAGUGCGGUUUUUUAUUUAUUUAUUUAUUUAUUUAUUUUUUUUUUUUUUUUGUAUUACAGAAUUUCAGUGGCGCUAUCUGUGAAAAGCUAACCAACAACAGUGGUAGAUCACAUGUUACAUUAAUACUUUUAUGAUAAAAUUCUCACUGAAUAUAAGAAAAAACUUUUUAUUUUUCAUUUUAUACGGCAUUUGAAUCAUAUUGAAUAUUGGGAUUAAUUUUUAAAAACUUAUAAUCAUUUAAAUAUUUGUUCUUCCUAAUAAGCUUCGGUUGCAUUAGAAAUGAUAGUUUAUAUAUAUUUUUUAAUCUUAAGUGCAUAUACGUACAGCAUUCUUUUAUUGCUUUUUUAUUGUGAACAUUUUGUGAUUUUUAUAUAAAGUAUAUAGUUGGUCUCAUA
Uloborus diversus is the source of this 1813-nucleotide messenger RNA. Its product is annotated as stomatin-like. Lineage: Eukaryota; Metazoa; Arthropoda; Arachnida; Araneae; Uloboridae. The record is from RefSeq and is a predicted model, not a curated record. Gene Ontology annotation, cellular component: plasma membrane.